Messenger RNA from Epinephelus moara (kelp grouper), 2328 nucleotides. RefSeq names its product norrin cystine knot growth factor NDP (gene ndp). The record is from RefSeq and is a predicted model, not a curated record. Bases 754 to 1185 code for a protein of 143 amino acids. Gene Ontology annotation, biological process: Wnt signaling pathway. NCBI's taxonomy places the organism in Eukaryota, Metazoa, Chordata, Actinopteri, Perciformes, Serranidae. The transcript is spliced from 5 exons.
CGAUCCACAUGUGACGACCGUCCUCACAGGCAGAGCAUCCAGGCUGCUCCCUCUUUCUGGUGAUUUCCCUGUGAAAGAAGAAGUGAGGCAGUGUGACUGUGGGACAGAGAAGAAGGAGAGGGAAGGAGAGAGGAGGUGGGAGAGACAGUGAGACAGAGGGAGGAGAGAAUAGCGCUCAGACAAUCGGUGUGUGUGAGAGAGGUAGAAACAGGAGAGAGGAGCUGGCUGGGAAACAAUAGUUGAACAACAAAUCCAGUGUUGCGUGCAGGAUCUCAGCGUCUCUCUGGAUAUCUCUGCUGUCUUCCUGCUGCCGUGCACUGAAGCUAUUCAUGCAUGAUACACGGACACACUCCUGCAGAGUCUGACUUCAACUUCUGCUCACUUUCCCUCUCCUGCACAUCCCUAAGCUCAGAACGUCUGCUGGAAUUUUCUAGAUUGGCCGCGAUCAGCUUGGGUGGUCGCCUGACGGAGAUCUGCACUCUACUGCAUACUGUGGUGGAUCCAGACAGUGGGGGAUGGAGCGGCCCGACAGAACAACCCUCCUGCUACCUUUUUCCCUGGAGCUCGCUGACCUUGAACCUCCGCUAUACUAGCAGGAACAAGAGACAGACUGAGACGUCCCCCCUUUGUGAGACCCUGAAAUACAACUUGGAUGAAAGACAGACAGAACUGUGAGAAGGAGAAAUAAAAGGAGAGUGAGACAGACAGAGUUGGACAUCCCGUGAGGAUCGAGAGCCUCGGGGUGGUCCGAUCAUGAAACCGUUCAUCUCUGCGGGCCCCCCCUCCGGCCUGCUGCUGGUCCUGAUGUGCUGCCCCCUGCUGGGCUUGGUCCAGUCUGCCAGCAGCAACAAGGCCAGCGAUAAUGGACACCCGCACCUGGGAGACUCCGACCCAGAGCGCUGCAUGAGGCACCACUUUGUGGAGACCAUCACACACCCGAUUUAUAAGUGCAACUCCAAGAUGGUGUUGCUGGCGCGCUGCGAGGGCCACUGCAGCCACACGACCCGCUCCGACCCCCUCAUCUCCUUCAGCUCGGUGCUCAAGCAGCCCUUCAAGAGCACCUGCUCCUGCUGCCGGCCGCACACCUCCAAGCUGAAGGCGGUGAGGCUGCGCUGCGCCGGCGGGACUCGCAUCACGGCCACUUACAGAUACAUCCUAGCCUGCAACUGCGAGGAGUGCAGCUGAGCGGGGAGCAGCAACCCUCCCAGACCCUCAAGACUCUCAAGACCCAGGAUCCUCUUGGCCUCGGGCCUCGCUCUUCAGCUAUCCAGAGCGUUUUUGGUUGAUUAUUGGAUCAGGAAAUUGCCCCGGAGGACAGCGGCUCAAGUUGUUGUUAUCUUGGGAGUGAUAGUUUGGAGCGAUCGUACCACCCUCACACAGACCUUAAAAUUGACCUGCAGCCUCUGGGACUCAGACCGAACAUACUAUACCCUCUCCAUUAUGUGCGUCCAAUCAGUACAAACCAUAUGAAGCAUAUUUCUCCAGCGCACGAGGCCAGACACCACAAACUGCCGUUCCCAUGGGCCACAUGGAGACCCUCCUCGCUGCGGAGACGCACUGCGCUCAUUACAGGCCUCCGUAAUUCAUAACACACAUGCUCACAAACCACAGUAUGAGAGCUCAUUACAGAUAUCUGCAGCAGCUUUCUGCCAGCUCCAUAAAAACCCCGCCGCGCAUAUGACAACAAAACAACACGCCUCGUUAAAACGCAGCACGGGAAAGGACAAGGCUCGAUGAGAGCGUGCGGCCUACGUGAGCCCGGACAUGUGGCGGACCUAUAGGGGAGCACCUGCGCCGCGCUUACUCACCCAGUAACAUUUUACACACUCCCUGCAGACUUUCAUCUAGCUGUGUAAAACAUGAGCGACGCUGACAGCAGAGCUCAUCAGGUGAACAAUAAAAGAGUGGCGGCAGACGGUGUAAGAGGAGCUCAGAGGAUGAAAGAGGAGCGGGGAUGAAGGUUAAGCCAGCGCCUGGGUGGUCGUGCGGACCAUCAACAGACUUUCAGUGUUCAUUUUAAAUGUAAUCUAUUCUAUUUGGAUCUUUGGGAUGUUCCUGUCAACAUUAAUGAAACUGUAGCUGCCGCUUUUGCCUGUCGUGUAUCGUUACUAAUGACAUGUUCAGUGUUUUGACUCGGAGCAAACUCUCCUGUCACAACUGUGCUAUGGUCGCUCUGCAUACGUCUGUAAAGCCUGCGUACGUUUCCCUCAUGAUGAAUACCAGAACUUCAAACUCUCUGUGUGUGUGUGCCAGGCUCGAAUACGUCUGAAUCGUCUUUGGCCAUCAGUGUUUGUGGUCACUUUAUCUGAAUUAAAAAAAUGAACAACU